GAAUUGGGAGCUUUAGUGGGUAGCUGAGAGAGGAGGUAGCGGUUAGGACCGAGUGGCCCAGGACGCGCUGGCCAAUAGCCGGAGGGGCUCACACCCUGGGCGGAGGAAUCCCGGGCUGUGAAGCGGCUGCAUCUGGGCCCAUGUGCUUCUUUGUUUACUAAGAGCGGAAGCAGUGGCGGGAGAGGGGGUGGGGUGAAGGAUGGGCCUAGUGGCCGAGAUUUAGGGGACCGAAAGAAAAAGGGGGAAAUCAUACGUGUGGAGGAAAAGCUGAGAACCUUGAAACCUGAGUGUGUUGCUGGGAGUGGCAGGCCUUUGGGGAAAAGGCACUGAGAUUUCUAAGGCAGACUGGAAUUCUCCUAGGGGAGGAUGUUGGGUAAUACUCUCAACUGCCAGGGGCCCUUAAUUCUUCUCUAGGUAAAACAGACUUCUGAAGAGGAGUUCUGCCCAGUGUGGGGAGGAUCAUGUAGGGUUAUUUAAACGUUUAUAUAACUAGUUCAUUUAGAUGAAAUGUUUUAAAUGGAGAAAAGGUGAAGAAGUUCCUACAAGAGUUCUACCAGGAUGAUGAGUUUGGCAAGAAGCAGUUCAAGUAUGGGAACCAGUUGGUUCGACUAGCUCAUCGGGAACAAGUGGCAUUGUACAUAGACCUAGAUGAUGUGGCUGAAGAGGACCCUGAGUUGGUGGACUCAAUUUGUGAGAACACCAAGCGCUAUGCAAGGCUCUUUGCUGAUACAGUACAAGAGCUGCUGCCUCAGUACAAGGAGAGGGAGGUGGUAAAUAAAGAUGUUCUGGACGUUUACAUUGAGCACCGGCUGAUGAUGGAACAGCGGAGCCGUGACCCUGGGGCAGCCCGAAGCCCCCAGAACCAGUACCCUCCUGAACUCAUGCGUAGAUUUGAGCUGUAUUUUCAAGGCCCAAGCAGUAACAAGCCUCGUGUGAUCCGGGAAGUACGGGCUGACUCUCUGGGGAAAUUGGUGACUGUGCGUGGAAUCGUCACUCGUGUCUCUGAAGUCAAACCCAGAAUGGUGGUGGCUACCUACACUUGUGACCAGUGUGGGGCAGAGACCUACCAGCCGAUCCAGUCUCCCACUUUCAUGCCUCUGAUUAUGUGCCCGAGCCAGGAGUGCCAGACCAACCGCUCAGGUGGGCGGCUAUAUCUACAGACACGUGGCUCCAAAUUUAUCAAAUUUCAGGAGAUGAAGAUGCAAGAACAUAGUGACCAAGUACCCGUGGGAAAUAUCCCUCGUAGCAUUACGGUGUUGGUAGAAGGAGAGAACACACGGAUUGCCCAGCCCGGGGACCACGUCAGUGUCACCGGUAUCUUCUUGCCAAUCUUGUGCUCUGGGUUCCGACAGGUGGUACAGGGUUUACUCUCAGAAACAUACCUGGAAGCCCAUCGGAUUGUGAAGAUGAAUAAGAGUGAGGAUGAUGAGUCUGGGGCUGGAGAGCUGACCAAGGAGGAGCUGAGGCAAAUAGCAGAGGAGGAUUUCUAUGAAAAGCUGGCAGCCUCCAUUGCCCCGGAAAUAUAUGGGCAUGAAGAUGUAAAGAAGGCGCUGCUGCUCCUACUAGUGGGAGGUGUGGACCAGUCUCCUCGAGGCAUGAAAAUCAGGGGCAACAUCAAUAUCUGUCUAAUGGGGGAUCCUGGAGUGGCUAAGUCUCAGCUGCUAUCUUACAUAGAUCGCCUGGCCCCCCGCAGCCAGUACACAACAGGCCGAGGUUCCUCUGGAGUGGGGCUUACAGCAGCUGUGCUUAGAGACUCUGUGACUGGAGAGCUGACCUUAGAGGGUGGUGCCCUCGUGCUGGCUGACCAGGGUGUGUGCUGCAUCGAUGAGUUUGAUAAGAUGGCUGAGGCUGACCGCACAGCCAUCCACGAGGUCAUGGAGCAGCAGACCAUCUCCAUUGCUAAAGCAGGCAUUUUAACUACGCUCAAUGCCCGCUGCUCCAUCCUGGCUGCCGCCAAUCCUGCCUAUGGGCGCUACAACCCUCGCCGCAGUCUGGAGCAGAACAUACAGCUUCCUGCUGCACUCCUUUCCCGAUUUGACCUCCUCUGGUUGAUCCAGGACCGGCCCGACAGAGACAAUGACCUACGAUUGGCCCAGCAUAUCACCUAUGUGCACCAGCACAGCCGGCAGCCUCCCGCCCAGUUUGAACCUUUGGACAUGAAGCUUAUGAGACGUUAUAUAGCUAUGUGCCAGGAGAAACAGCCUACAGUGCCAGAGUCUCUGGCAGACUAUAUCACAGCAGCAUACGUGGAGAUGAGGCGAGAGGCUUGGGCUAGUAAAGAUGCCACCUAUACUUCCGCCCGGACCCUGCUGGCUAUCCUGCGACUGUCAACUGCCCUGGCACGUCUGCGAAUGGUGGACACAGUGGAGAAGGAAGAUGUAAAUGAAGCCAUAAGGCUAAUGGAGAUGUCAAAGGACUCACUUCUGAGUGACAAGGGACAAACAGCUAGGACCCAGAGACCAGCAGAUGUGAUAUUCGCCACUGUCCGUGAGCUGGUCUCAGAGGACCGAAGUGUCCGGUUUUCUGAGGCGGAGCAGCGUUGUGUAUCCCGGGGCUUCACACCUGCCCAAUUCCAGGCAGCUCUAGAUGAGUAUGAGGAGUUAAACGUCUGGCAGGUUAAUACUGCCCGGACACGAAUUACUUUUGUCUGAUUCCAGCCCACUUGAGACACUGGGGUCUACUCUGCAUACCAUGCUAAACACCGCCUUUCCUUUAAAGGGCUAGUGAUGCCCUUGAGGGGAAAGGAGCACACACACACACACACUGCCCGUUUUCCUGAGCUAUACUUGUUUUAUACAUUCCUUUUGCUAAUAAAGUGUUUGUAGAUUGCUGCCUUGUGGUAAAA
Molecule: messenger RNA, 2845 nt
Organism: Hipposideros armiger (great roundleaf bat)
Lineage: Eukaryota; Metazoa; Chordata; Mammalia; Chiroptera; Hipposideridae
Gene: MCM7
Product: minichromosome maintenance complex component 7
Exons: 15
Coding region: 813-2651 (612 amino acids)
Biological process (GO): double-strand break repair via break-induced replication; DNA replication; DNA strand elongation involved in DNA replication
Cellular component (GO): nucleus; MCM complex
Molecular function (GO): single-stranded DNA binding; single-stranded DNA helicase activity; ATP binding
Source: RefSeq, a predicted model, not a curated record